ACUCCUGAGAGAGAGCGCAAGAGAGGACAAAAGUGAAGUAGUUCUCCUCAGAGAGGGACAGCCUUAACCGGGACCUAAUACUUUUGUACUUUAUUUUUAUUUUAUUUUUUAUUUCACCACAGUUAAUCAUAAGGGAUGCAUGAUUUCUUUCCUUAAAGUGAGCCCGGACGCAUCAGUUUUGCACGCUGCCCUCAUUUCGAAGAGUGUUUCAUGGAAGUAACGGUGCAGAAUACGAGGACGACGUUUAUGAGCAAAACUGCCUUUCUUGCUUUUCCCAAACUUGGAGUCGUAGUGGAUUCCUUUUUAACAACCUCAUUUGGAGAGAGAUUUGGAUUAAGUGCGCAAAACCAAAGUUUGUGUGUGGAAUAAAAAAGGAAGGAUGCUGCUGCUUGUACGAUGGAAGUGAAGAACUUUUUUGCUUUUGCGGCGGUGGUUGGUCUCCUUUUUAGCGUCGUUGUGAGCCAGCAACUGAAUCCCAAAGGCAGAAAUGUAUGCAAAGCAGCAGGAUCUCCAGGGCUGGUGUGCUGCAGCGGAUGGGCUCAACGAGGGGAUGAUUGCCUCACACCUCUCUGUGAAGGCAACUUCACCUGCAAGGAAAACGAGGUGUGCGUCAGGCCUAACGAAUGCCGCUGUCGCCAUGGAUAUUUUGGAGCGAGCUGUGACACAAAGUGUCCCGCCCAGUUUUGGGGUCCAGACUGCAAGGGUAAAUGUAACUGUCACCCAAACGGCAAGUGUGAUGACUUGACUGGAAAGUGCACGUGCAACCACAAUCGCUGGGGGCCCAACUGCGAGAACUCAUGCAUGUGCCAAAAGGGCAAAUGCGACCAAGACACGGGCUUCUGCACGUGUCACCCGGGAGUCUGGGGCCCUCAGUGCAACAAUAACUGCUACUGCAGCGUCAAUUCAGUGUGCGACCCGAUGACGGGGCGCUGCCUGUGCAGCCCCGGCUGGACGGGGCGGAACUGCGCCAUCCAGUGUAAUUGCAACAACUCGCCGUGCGACCAGUUCACGCAGCGCUGCCAGUGCCGAGAGAGGAUGUGGGGCCCCAGGUGUGACCGAUAUUGCCAGUGUGUCCACGGAAAGUGCAGCCUGACGGAUGGCUCGUGUACCUGCACGCCGGGCUACCGUGGGAAGUUUUGCAGAGAGCCUUGUCCUGCUGGUUUCUACGGGCAAAACUGCAGGAACAAGUGCGGCCACUGCAAAGGCCAGCAGCCGUGUAAGGUGACGGAGGGAAGCUGUGUCACGUGCGACAGAGGCUGGAACGGAACGCGGUGUGACCAGCUCUGCUCCAAAGGCUUCUUUGGCGAAAACUGCCAGGAAGUGUGUCCCACCUGUAAGGACGGCCAUCAUUGUGACCCCAUUCAGGGCAAGUGCUCGCACUGUAACCCCGGCUGGAUUGGGGACAGGUGUGAGGUGCGCUGCCCCAACGGCACGUACGGCGAGAAUUGUGAGAACAACUGCAGUCACUGCUUCAACGGCAACUGUCAUGUCGUCACCGGAGAGUGCCUGUGUGACCAAGGAUUUUACGGGACCUACUGCAAUAUGACCUGUCAACCUGGAAAAUACGGAGUGAACUGCAACCAAACCUGCUCUUGCCAUGACAAGAACUGCGACCCCGUGUCUGGUGCCUGCUAUCUUCAGCCAAACCAGCGGAUGGGUGUGAUUGCGGCCGGAACGCUCGUCUCCUUUUUGGUGAUCGUCCUUCUCGCUCUGCUGUGCUGCUGCUGCCUCUGUCGGCACAAAGACGACCACAAAUCUAACCCAGACAACUCUUCCAACAGCAAAAAAGCCAAGCGGAUUCUGUGCGGACGAUUUAGCCGAAUCAGCACUAAACUUCCCCGUAUUCCACUGAGGAGACAGAAACUGCCAAAAGUAGUUGUAGCCCACCACGACCCCGAGCACAACUUCAACUGCAGUUUCAUCGAGCCCCCAUCGGUGGCCGAGCAGCCCUCCCCUCCCUCCUGGUCCUCCCAGGAGUCCUUCUCCUCCUUCGAGAGUGGCGACGAGGGCCCAGUUUACUGCGUGCCCAAUGAAGAGUCUGUGAAUGAAAGCAAGGAGAAGCGCAGCCACAGUCCAGAAACUGAGAAGCCAGAAGCUGCUCCCACUGUUGAGGAUGCAGGAGAGUACACCUCCCUUAAGGAUACCAGUGUCGUUAAACCGGAGGGCGGUGAUCAACCUGUGUUGAAGUCCUCGGACAGUGAAGGCUCUACCAGCGGUUCAGAGUACGCAGCUGCAACCCUCUACGCCCGAAUUGCCCGUCUCUCCAAGCAGUCCAAGGAGGAGGAAAAUAUUGGCAAAGAUGGGGACUUACCAAACCCAGAGUAUAAGCGUAACGGAAAACCACCACCGUCACCUGGUAAACCCAAGCCACGGCCACCAGACCCCUCAACCAAGCCAAAGGUAUCGUGGAUCCACGGAAGCACUCCCCAGCCAGAACAGCAAGGGCAGGCUGGGAUUAAAGCCCUCACCGUUCCGAAAGAGAAAAAGAGGAGCCCCAGUGACGUCUCAGCCAAGAGUGAGAAGAGCAGUGAUCAGCAGAGAAAGCACGACGGUGACACACAUGGCUCACCCAAUAAACACAAACCUCUUCGAGGCAAGAAGUCUGGGGAUGAGCACAGCAGUCCCAGUCACAUGGAGCACAUCAAUGGUGUGGUUCAGAGCGCCCUCAGGAAGAUUAGUAACUUCCACACCACUACGUCUGAGAAGAAGAGUACUGAUACUUCAAAAGAGACCCACAAGGAUCCCCCUAAGAGCCCCAAGGUCAUCCAUCCCCACAUGAACUCUGAGGCCGCCACCCUCCUAGCUGCUCAGCUCAAGGAGAAAACCCAAAGCAUCAACAGGAACGAGGGGACGGGCCUGACGAAGACCAACGGACUAUCAACACCCAAGGGAACCCGGGAGAGGCCCACACCUCCGCAGAAAGCCAAAAGGACCCCGUCCACAGGCUUGAGCCAGCAGGGAUCCACUAAGCCACUGCUGCCCACCUCCAACAGCCUCCAGAAGAUGGUGGCGCCCAUCACCACUGACCACGGGACCCCUGAAGCCAAGAGCCCGGAAAAGCAGGACUUGAACGGCUCAAGGGCGGGGGAUCCGGUGGCCGAUGCUACACCGAAGAAGACUCCCAUUAAAAAGCCACCGAGGAAGAAAGGCAAGGAGGCUACUUUGGAUACGCCAGAGAGCAAAACACCCCAGCAAAAGACAGCCAUCAUGCCACCCCAGAUGGUCAAGUAAGUGUGUUUAUUUCACAAAUUUGCUGCAUUUGUAUGCAAAGAGACUAAAAAUGUAUUCGUUGGAAACUGACACAAGUCUGCAGUGACACCAGGGCCUACGAACGUGUGAUGAAUGUUUUUUAACCAAAGAUCAUCAUAUCAUAUCUAUAUGCAUUCCACCAUCUGUAUUUGUUUCAAAACACAAUCUGUGGCCAAUGCUUCAUUCAAGAAAACUGGGAAGUUGGAUACAUGCCAGUUGGAGCUUCGCGGUCUGAUCUCAUUCCUUACAAAAAAAUUUAAAUUAAAAUAAAGUUGCCAACUGUGAUGAAAAAAAAAAUGUUUGCGAAGAGACAGUCAAUAGUUCAGGCAAGAAAUCAAAACUUCUUAAAAAGAUUAUCUUGCAUUGUGUCUACUAUUGGGCAUUUGGAUUUCAAUUUCCUUGACUAUAGGGAACACAAACAAUCUAUGAAUCAAAUAAUUAUUUUUAAAGAUGGUGUUUAUUGGGGUGGAAUAAUCUCUCUCUUUAAUUUUUUUGAAUGCCAGUUCAAUGUUUUAAUGCCAGUAAGAAUAAUAUUGCUGGAAGAGUUUCCAUGGGAUGGAUGUUGCUCUGAACUAACAGCAAUCACCUCUGCUGGUUUAGGUCACACAGUGCAGUCUGUUUCUGUCGUCCAUCCAUCCAUUUUCUGAGCCGCUUCUCCAUGCUGGAGCCAAUCCCAGCUAUCAUCGGGCACGAGGCAGGGUACACCCUGAACUGGUUGCCAGGCAAUCGGAGGGCACACAUAAACAAACAACCAUUCUCACUCACAUUCACACCUAGGGGCAAUUUGGAGACUUCAAUUAACCUACCAUGCAUGUUUUUGGGAUGUGGGAGGAAACCGGCGUGACCAGAGAAAACCCACUCAGGCACGGGGAGAACAUGCAAACUCCACACAGGCGGGGCCAGGGAUUGAACCCCGGUCCUCAGAACUGUGAGCCAGACGCUCUAACCAGUCGUUUACCGUGCCGCUGUUUCUGUCGUUUCACUCAAAAUGAAACAACUUCCAUGCGGGUAUAAAACGACAAUACCUAGUCAGAAUACAUACAUUCCCCUAACUCGUGACAAACCUGUUGCACUUUUCCUGGUCAGAAGUUGGAAAUUUGCGACUUCCCAGUUUUCUAGAAUGCAACAUUAGUCAAACCAGCAGCUCUGCAGUGUAUCAUUCUGUUUAUAAAUACUCUUCACAGGUACUAAACAUACUGGUUCCUCUGAAGAUGACAAGCUAUUUUUCUCACAUUUCUGUGGACCAGCAUGCAUGAUAGAAAAAACAUUUUUUUUUACCUUUUGUAGCCAACUCAAUAUUUUACACAAUUCUGAAUUAAUGUAACAGAUGCAGGGGUGUGAAGGAGUGAGCAAACUCAAGCAGUUUGCAAAAUAGUAAGACAUAGACUUGAGUACAAGUCCGGAAUUUACAGUGAUGCUUGCUGUCCAGAUGCUCCUGACCUAUAAACAGAAAGUUUUUUUGUGAUGUUUAGUGUUUCACUUUUUCUUAGCUGUGAAAACCAACCAACCAACCAAGUAGAAAAGGUUCCAAGUUACAAAGACAUCAGCAGAUUUGGAGCAGAUUUUCUUGAUUUUGAGUGUUUGGACAGGCACCCAAAUCACCAGAAUGUUGCUCCUUGGACAGAAAUCAACAUAUUAAGCUGAAAUCCCAAGCCAACGUUGGGCUGCGUGAACUUUUUGUCAUGCUUAUGAAACCCUUUAAACCGUCCAUUUUCCAAACCACAGUCAUCUGGUGUUCGCGCAAGCUGCAUUUAAUAAAACAUAACUUUGGUGUAAUGUUUUGUCUAUGAACGCAUGUGUCAAGAAACGACUGUUCUCUCAAAAAACAGAUGAAUGAAUGUGAUAAGGACCUUUUUCUCUUGUCUGUUUCUGUCAUCAGGUUAUAAUAAAGAUUUUUUUAAAAAAACAUCAAAUGUUUUGGCCGAAAGGAUCAUAUUGUCAUUCAAUGCUGAAGUAACAAGCUGCUUUUUAGGGUGAAACUAAAUGGUAGCGUGUUAAAGUGUGCCUCGACUGUGGAUCAGUUUAAGCAACAUAAUUUUAUUAGCUAGUCUCCCUUGUUUUGUGUUGGUUUUAAGCAAAAGGUGGAAUCACAGGUACUUAAACUGGAAUGAUUCAUGUUUUUUCAAGAGGAAACGGUUUAUUGUUCAGGGUGUUGUUGAAUAACUAUUUUGAAAGUUUGUCUUUUUUAAGGUACAAGUUCCUAUGUUACUUUUGCAUCUUUUUCAACAUGUAUAAAUUGUGUACUUUUUACUGUCUUUGUAAGCUGUGCUUAUAUGACCCUCUGUGUUUUUUCUCUGUGUGUGUCAAUGAACUGGCCUUCAUGUUGUAUGUUCCAAAGGAGUAUUAGGGCCACACUGAAAAGAGAAAUUGUGAAAUUAUGAGAAAAAGCUGUAAAGUUACAACUCCCACACAAAUUAACGCAACAGUCUGAGACGAACAGCUGCCAUCUUUCCUUCGUGUAAUGCUAUUAAUUAUUCUCAAAACUUUUUUUUGUUGAUGAUUGAACAAAGACAACAAAAGAGGUGUUUUCUUUAUGUUCAGGUCUUUCUCAAGAGCAGACAAAUGUUUUGACAAUCACAUUAAAAGCCCUAUAAAGUGAAUUCAAAGAUUUGUUUCUCAAUACUCGUGCUCAGACUCACUCUCUGAAUCCCGAUUUGGUAUGUACUGUAUGUUGACAGUAACGAAUGACUUCCAGUUAGAAUUGAAUCGUUACUCCUUGUACUGUUCCAAACUAAAGAAAUGUCAUUGUCCAACUAAUACAAAAUCCAAUUAGACUAUUUCAAAACUAUUGAUUGAACAGAAAAGAGAGUACUGUGGCACAGUUUGACUGACGCUUCUCCCUCCGGAAAAUAUGUUCCUUUAGAUAGUUUAAAAUGGCUUACUUUAACCAGGAUCCGUCAUCCGAUGUUGUGCUGUAAAAUGUGUAAAUCCACGCUGGCUGGGACCAGCUGCCUCCUUUUUGAACCAAUUUGAUUUCAUAAAUUUCCAGCUCUGGAAAAGAAUGGAAAAUGGAAAAAUUGUGUGGAAAUAUAUUCAUGUUUCCAAGAAUGUUACAAUAGCUCUAUUUUCUAAAACAAAAUGUUUUUUUAGGAAUCUUGGAAGAGCAGCUACAAUUCUGUUUGUGCGAGACCACGCAGUAUUAUUCCAUGGUCUUGGUGAAUACUUGAUUCUGAUUGGCUCAGAAAAUUCCAUCAAACAUCCCAUCGAAUGUCUCAAGCAGUUCCUGUCAAAACCUAAUUUCAUUGUUCCAAAUAAAUGCGCACCACCCUUUGCCGUUAGAUUAUACGAGCAAACAUAGCAACCUGACACAGUGAGAUUUUCUGAUAAGUAAACAUACUUUACUCUGAUGAUGCAAAUUAGCUCAUUUAAAACAAUAGUGAAUGAUUUAGUCAUUCACUUCAAUUGGUAAUUACAACACCUUUCAUGACUGGGAUGCUGCUGAGGAAGUGAGGCAAAAAUGAAGUGACAGCAGAAUGAGUUAACUCAUUCAGAUUUAAACCAACUCGCAGACAAGAAGGGAUGAAAUCAAUGUAAAGAAAACAACUAAAUUAAAAUGCUGAGACACAUCCUGGCACAAAAACUGACAACUGAGAACUGAACACAUCACUGUUGAUGUUUUGAAUGAUACCCUGCGACACUUUUAAGCCGCCGUCCAGUCAACGAAGACCGACAGAGACUACAGCGUUGCUAGCCUGAUAGCUGGCCUCAACCACACAUAAAUAUACCGAAUGUAUACGUAAUAAGGAAAACUGAUUUUAUCGUCAUACCUGUGGUUGUUAUUUAACAUUGUAAAACUAGAAAAAGUAUUUGCUGGAGUACUGAAUAGCGUUUACAUUCCCUUAGAAAGUUAUGGGAUUGGAAUAGUCAUAGUCAAGCCCUCAGACGUUGCAAGAGAAAAUAAAUUGUUUUAUUACUAUAUUAUUAUAAACAAAGGCCGAAAAUCCAUCUAUCUAUCCAUUUUCUGAGCCGCUUAUCCUCACUAGGGUCGCGGGCGCGCUGGAGCCUAUCCCAGCUGUCAUCGGGCAGGAGGCGGGGUACACCCUGAACUGGUUGCCAGCCAAUCGCAGGGCACAUACAAACAGACAACCAUUCGCACUCACAGUCAUGCCUACGGGCAAUUUAGAGUCUCCAAUUAAUGCAUGUUUUUGGGAUGUGGGAGGAAACCGGAGUGCCCGGAGAAAACCCACGCAGGCACGGGGAGAACAUGCAAACUCCACACAGCCGGGGCCAGGGAUUGAACCCGGGUCCUCAGAACUGUGAGGCUGACGCUCUAACCAGUCGCAGCGCUGCUCAGAAUAAAGUAAGAAGAAUGACAUCCUAAGAUUCGGUCUGAUUCGAGUCUGAAAAUUCUGAUUAGAUGAUCGCAUGAGUCACUACCCAUUCAGGAACAGGCAAACAUGAACUGUGUAGUACUCAAUUGUGGAGGUACUCUAGCGUUAAAGUGUUUUUCACCAUGUCGGUUUUUCUGACUUUUUGGGUGGCGCCCAGUGACACACUUGGGCAUCCGGCAUGAGUCGCUCCUCCCCCACUAUCUAACAACUUGAGCGCCAUCGUUCAAAUCAGUGGUUAUCCCGCUUAAGUGUGUGUUACGUAGUUAUUACUAAGCGUAUUUCUAUCUACCGCUACAGCGUGCAGUUAGCUAGCUGGCUAUGCCUUACAUCUUAUAUCUUGCCUUGAUGGCACAUUUUGCAGAACAGCUCUGUGCCGUUCUUUAAAUUCCCAAGAGAGGAGGCUAAGCCUACGAAAAGUCCACUGCCCGUUCGCCGGCCCAGCGGAGCCCCGGAAACAUGUUAGCUCGCAAGCUAGCUGGUGGCUGGUGCCUUUCGUUGCGGCGUGAAGAGCCCUGCAACGACCCGGUAGGAUGUAUUCCAGCCAGCAGAGGCUUUAAGCAGAUAUAUUUUCACAGCGCAAACAUGUAGGGAUGUGUAGGUAUCAGAAAGAUGCUAGACAAAGUAGUAUUAAUUUUUCAGCGGGGCAUAGUUUCAUGCAUUCAACGUACAAACGCCGUUAGAGAGCGGAGAUAAGGGCUUGAUUUUUGACAAUUUUGAAGCCUCAUUUCAUAGAAUAUAUUUUUUUUUAAUCAUUCAAAUUUGGCAGGGCUGUUCACACUCUUCUAUGUGGUGUGUCAAAUUUACAAAAAAAUAAUAAUCAUCAUUUGUACUUUACGGGGACUUGAAAUCACAUGAUUGUUUGUCAGACUUAAAUGAAAUAAUUAUGCAUAGUUGUUUUUUGGGUUUUUUUGUACAAUUUGUGUCUUCAUAAUAUUUGUGAUAUGCCUUUAUCGACACCCAAAGGAACAAAAAUUAAAAGGUUGUCUUGGCUAAAUCAGGCCGUUUGAGAGGGUGGCCCGGUCUCAUGCAAGUGACAUACUGCUGAAUUGUGAUUAGGGAUUUUGUUACCAUGGCGCCUCGGGGCUGAGCUUGAGGCGACUGUUCUUAAAGCCCUGAAGGUAAAACAACGACUGCAAACUGCUGUGAAGCCAGCACUUCAUCACCAAGCCGACAAAUUGCACUUGUCAAUUACAGUGUUUGUUGUAGUGUUUGACCGCUCUGUGUCCAGACUAAAAAUGAAUGGUGCAUGCCCAAAGCCCCCACUGACCAAUUUAAACAAGUCAACCAUUUUUUUUUACUGUGCGGACAUAAUACUCCUUUGUACUAUGUUACUUUUUUUUAUUUUUUUUUUACUUUUUAAUCAAAAUUCCAUCCUGUAAAGUUCACAAUGUAAUUGUUCUCUGUUGAUGUUAUUGUUUGUGGAACACUUAACUGCAUGAUGCAGAGUAUAAUUAUAUGGCAUUAACAGCUGCACAGGAAAACUGUAAACUCCACCUACCCCUUUUCCAUACAAGAAAUGAUUGUACAAUAUGAUGAUACCACUGACGAAACCAUUGCAUACGAAAAACCAUAACGUGUAAUAAUGAUGUGGCAAUUUUUAAAUUGGGGGCUUGCAUUUGUGUACAGGAGGGCCUCAAAUGCUGUAACACUGUUACCAGCUGUAAAAGUGUAUUUUGUCCUUUGGGGUUUGUUUUUAAGCAUAUUUGUAUGGUCAUUAAGUCGGUGUUCUCAUUUACUUACCUGGAAUUAAAAAAAAAAACAUUUUUUAAAAAGCAAUGCCACUAUUGUGAGACCAGCUGUAGCUUUUUGUAGGGCACGGAACCAUAUUUGAUCACUUCAAUUUGAGGCUGGAUUAGAACCAUGUGAUGUUUUUCACAGAAAGCUUGGAAUAAACCUGAAAAGUUAUAAUUCAAUAAAAUCAAUAACUGCUUGUUAUUAUAAAUAAGAUCAUUUUUAUUAAAAAUAGAGAAAAACAUUGAAGUAGAAAAAUAUUUUGUAUUAGUGUUUCAAUGACUGGCUUUUAAAUCAGUUUCUAAACAUCAGAUUAUUUGUUGUGGCCUUCUCAGGGAUGCUUGACCCAUAUUCAGCUAUUAUUCCAGACAACACUCAGCUAGAACAUCUGUGCUGUAGAAAAAAAAGUACAUAUUGACUCAUAAUCCAAUAAACGUCCAAUUGUCUUUCAUCCUUGAUAUUUGACCCUUUCCUGUGGGUCCAAGCAGCAGGGUUCUGGGGUCGACAACCGCCCUUCAAAGAGGCAGAGGAAACCAGGGAACUGUUAGUUUGGAUCGCUCCGGGAUGGGGGACAAGAGCUCCUUUCACAAGGGGAAACAGUGGAAUGUCUGUAACAGGACGCAAUCACGCGCUGCGUAUAUGUCCUCCUUAGCGGGACAUAGCCGAGGCUGUGAAGACAUUGAAGGAAGAGGAUGCACAUAAGAAUGGAUGGAGAGAUCAUGUGGUUGGUAAUUGGAGCCAGAAGGCAAAACAGCUUUGUUUUCACUUCAUCUGUAAUUUUUGGAGGGUUGAAUGCAUGAAUGCAAGCAAUUUUGAGAACAACCAAAGUGAAAUGCAAUCUGUUAUGAUGGGCCAAAACAUUUUCUUCAUGGGAAAUAGACAUAGAAAUACAGUGGUGCCUUGAGAUACGAGUAACCUGACUUACAAAUGUUUGUAGAUUAAUUUUUUUGCUUUGACUUGCAGGCAAAAUUUGGAAAGAUUUUGGUAGUCAACUCACUCACUUGACAACAAAGUAGCAGUUGGGCACAUAGUCAAAAAUUCUUUAAAAAAUGCUUCAAUCUGUUCAUUGCUGCUCCCAGUUGAAGUAUACUGCCAAUCUCCACUGUCCAAAGUUGUUCAGGGCAGAUAAACUAACGGGUUCUCUGUACACCCUUUGGCGAUUUGGACACAGAGUCGUUUAUUGGUAGGUCGACUGAAAACUAUCACUUCCGUGCAACAUGGAGAAUGGAAUGGGAUAAACAAACACAGGAACUCAAAUAAACAGCCGUGUGUCAACGUGACUGUGUGGGUGUUCUUUUUUUAUUUUUUUUACACCAACUACCACCUAAAAAAAAAUACUUAGCUCUCUUAAGUACCACCAUAGUGACCAACGUAAUGAGUUGUACGGUAAAUGAGAUGGAGAAAAUGGCGGAAAUAACAAUAAAUCCAGUGAC
Molecule: messenger RNA, 10744 nt
Organism: Phycodurus eques (leafy seadragon)
Lineage: Eukaryota; Metazoa; Chordata; Actinopteri; Syngnathiformes; Syngnathidae
Gene: scarf2
Product: scavenger receptor class F, member 2
Exons: 11
Coding region: 397-3231 (944 amino acids)
Molecular function (GO): scavenger receptor activity
Source: RefSeq, a predicted model, not a curated record